Lichtheimia ornata is the source of this 3504-nucleotide messenger RNA. RefSeq lists its product as uncharacterized. The coding region runs from base 1 to 3504 and encodes 1167 amino acids. Gene Ontology annotation, biological process: DNA integration; DNA recombination. The record is from RefSeq and is a predicted model, not a curated record. The transcript has 4 exons. NCBI's taxonomy places the organism in Eukaryota, Fungi, Mucoromycota, Mucoromycetes, Mucorales, Lichtheimiaceae. Gene Ontology annotation, molecular function: DNA binding.
AUGGAUCAACCCUCGCACAAUUCACCACCUCCCAAUCCUAUGUCGGAAGAUGGCUCUCAACAUGCAUCUCCCUCUACAUUGGAUAUACAAGCGAUGGCUCAACAACUCCAACAGCAGCAAAUCCUAUUGCAACAGCUCCUUCAACAACAACAGCAUCAACAGCAAUCGACAGGGUUAUCCUCUUCGGUACCUGGUUCUCAACUUCAUGACUUGCCUUCACGUCCAUCCUAUGAAUGGCAACCUGAUGAACACUUGACGGCUCGUAUGCCAACCUUGUCGCUCCCACUGUUUGAUAGCACACUAUCAAAUGACGAGAAACAAGUCAUUUUUGAUCGAUAUCCGCCAGUAUCUCGACUACGGUAUGCUCCACCUGAGACAUUACCAAUCGCAGACCAACGCUUUAAUAAGUCGCAGAAACUACAAGACCAGACUCUGCGACAAAUUCAGUAUGGCUUGUCGGGUGUCUUACGUCCUCUUGAUGUCCUUGGUUAUGUCUUACACCAAUCUUUGCCACAAGACCAAUUGGAUCGUGUCUUUGCCAUCCUUCAUGAUUUGAGACUUUUGGUGCUGCACAAUUGCGGUAUGGUCAAUUCCGCUCGUAAUCAACUGGCUUUGCGGGUGGUGAAUCCUGAGUACAAGAUGCCAUCAACAGACAAGACAUAUACAAUGGAUCUCACUACUUUCAAAGAUACGUUGUCCCACCAUAAUGCCUUGCAGAAGGCUAUCAAGGAAGCCAAUCCUCGUGGUGGCACGCGUUAUGGAGGUCGUCUUCACCAUUUCCAUCGAGCCUGGUUACGUUUAACCAACAGCAACUGGGUUCAUUCAGUGAUCAAAGACGGUUUCAAAAUUCAUUUUGCUCGCCAACCUCCUACAUCAAUGCACCAUCCUUACACACAACCACCUUCACAAGAACAGAAGAAAUUGCUUCGUCAAGAAAUUGCGGAUCUUCUUCUCAAGAAAGCCAUCGAACCAGUGACAAGUCCAUCACCAGGUUUUGGAAGCACAAUGUUUGUUAUCCCCAAACGCAAUGGCGGCUUUCGUCCCGUGUUCAACCUGCGCAAACUGAAUCAAUUUAUCAAUGCUCCUCAUUUCAAGAUGGAAACCUUACAACAUGUCGUCAAGCUCUUACAACCAGGAGAUUUCCUCACUUCAGUGGAUUUACAAGACGCUUUUCUCCAUAUAUUGGUCCAUCGCACAUCAAGAAAAUAUCUACGCUUCCGGUGGCAAAAUCAGCUCUUUCAGUUCAAGACUACCCCUUUUGGCCUUUCCGUGGUUCCUUGGCUCUUCACUCGUUUGACUCAACCAAUCCUCAAGUGGGCUCGUUCACAAGGCAUAAGGGUAUCGGCAUACUUGGACGAUUGGCUAAUCAUGGCACGUACGGAGGAAGAAGCUCGAGAUCACACCAAUCAAAUGAUCUCUCUUCUUCAACAUUUGGGCUGGUUGGUGAACUUCAAAAAGUCUCACCUCCAGCCCACCCAGUUGCCAGGCACCAAACUUCGAGAUCUCAGGCGGUCGAUCAAACAGAUCUUGAUGCAUCCUUCUCAGUCUGCUCGCAAGAUUCACAGCCUGACAAUGCGGAUCAAGGCAGCAACCAUGGCAAUCUUUCCAGCAGCCAUGUACACACAAGGAUUGAUGAGGUUCAAGAAUCAUUAUGUACGCCAUCAGCAAGACUGGGAUCAAGUGCGACCUCUUCCUCAAGAAUGCAUAGACGAAUUGACAUGGUGGAAUCUCAACCUAGAGAAGUGGAACGGACGAUCAAUCAUGAAGCCAACACCAUCAUCACGGGUUUUUGUGGACGCCAGCAAUCUGGGAUGGGGAGGUGUAGUACAAGGUCAAGUGGUGCAGGGCACUUGGACACAAGCGGAAGCACAACAAUCGAUCAAUUGGAGGGAAUUGAAAGCUGUACAACUCACUCUUCAAUCGUUUCCCACACUGUGCCACACCUCCAUUCUCAUCCGAUCCGACAACACAACAGCAGUGUCAUACAUCAACAAACAAGGAGGCACUCGUUCGGAAACCUUGAGCAAAUUGGCGACAACGAUUUGGGAAAUGUGCCUUCAGCGUCAUCUCCAUCUACAAGCACAACAUAUCCCAGGGAUCCUCAACUCAAUCGCCGAUCAAGCUUCUCGACAAAUAUUUGCCAAGAAUCAGUGGCAACUGCUGCCAGCAACCUUCCAUCAACUUCAACAAGCAUGGGGUGUACACGACGUCGAUCUCUUUGCGGACCGCACCACAGCAUUACUUCCGAAACGCCUUCACGUUGACAUGGAAUCGGUUCAAGAGACCACUCAUUCACCCACCUUGGAAUCUGAUUCUCCCAGCAUUGCAGAAGGUCAAGAGAGAGAAAGUCACGGCCACAGUCAUAGUACCUUGGUGGCAGAGUGCGAUAUGGUACCCACUUCUCAAGCAGAUGGCAACACGUCCUCCAAUCAUUCUCAAUCCGAAAAUACACACUCGUGUCACAUCAUCUCUUACCCCCAAUCCAUGGACAAACCCACGUUGGAAGCUUUCCGUGUGGAGUGUCUCAGGCGCAAGUUUCGCUUUCUAGAAUAUCAUGACAACACGGUGAAUCACCUUUUGGCAACCAACAGGUCCCUGAAUGCUCGCUCUUACCGCAAGUUUCAGCUUGAGUUUCUCAGUUGGUGUAUCACACAGCAAGUGGAUCCAAACCAUUUCACCAUGGCAACACUCAUCAAUUUUCUCUCCACCAUGCGCUCUCGUUACUCAGUGAAUUCAUUACCGCUUAUGCGUACAGCCAUUAUCCAUUUUCAUGUUCAACCAUCACUUUUUCAACAUGAUUCUCAACUCGAACAACUAUUCAACAUAUGGCGUGAAGAGGCACCACCGGUCCCAAUCGAACGUCCCCCUGUUGAUUUGACUCCUUCUUUUGCAUUUUGUCGCACGAUUGAAUCUUCGGCUCAUUCAUCUUUAUACAAUUUGGCUCACAAGACGGUUUUCCUUCUUGCUAUCACGGGUUUCCUUAGACCAUCGGAUCUACAUCGUAUCAAUCUCCAAGAUUCCUUUGUUGAUGGCUCUCGUUGUUUACAUCUUUCUGUGGUGGCACCCAAGGAGAAACGGAAUGGUCGUCGUAUUGUUAAGGUGGUGCGCAUCAAGCCAUAUCCUCAAGAUGCUACUUUGUGUCCGGUGACAGCAUUUGAGGCUCUACGGGAUCAUCCUAAUACGGUUAAUCGUCCUCCGGGUGCACUAUUUAUUAGUACCACCAACGCUCGUGUGGCGGCUUCUUGUGAUACCAUAUCUCGUUGGUUACGCAAUGUGGUGUCACGUUCCAUCAAUUCAUCAUCGUCGGCUUCAAGACGACCUGCUAUGCGUUCUGUGGCUUCGGAUUUGGCGCUCCAACAUGGCAUUCCCCUUGAUGAUGUAAUCACUCACGGCAAUUGGGCUUCCUCCAUGAUGUUUGAUAAUCACUAUCGGCGUUCUCGUCAUAUUUCUUCUGAUAUCACAUCUUCGGUGUUACCUGGUUCCUCUUCAUCGUCUUCGGCUUGA